Molecule: messenger RNA, 3813 nt
Organism: Candidula unifasciata
Lineage: Eukaryota; Metazoa; Mollusca; Gastropoda; Stylommatophora; Geomitridae
Source: the annotation of a GenBank genome assembly
AUGAGCUGGGCAGAAGUGGAAAAUGGCAGUGUUGAUCUGGAAGAGAAUCCUGAUCCAGAAGAAGACGCUGACUUGCCACAGCGGCAGCAUCAGGGAGGUGGUGACUUGGGGUUUCGGGGUGAGGAGGAAGAUCCGGAGGAAGAUUUGGCAAUGUCACAAGAAGCUGUAGGUAAUGUUGAUGCUCAAAGCGAAGAAGUGAAUGGACAGUUGUUGAACACUGGAAACAGUGACUUAAACACACUCUCUGUUACUUCUGAUCAUCGAUUUAAUUCGCCGAACACAGCUUUACCGAAUGUACAUCAUAAUGGCCUAAAUGAGGUUUCUGCUUCCUUGCAGAGUCCUAGCAUCAGAUCUGUUGUUUUAGAUGAGGACAGUUUUGAGCAAGACGAUGAGACAGCGGCUCCAGAAUGUGAGAAUAAUGUGAAUCAUGAUGCUUGCAGUGAGAGUGACCGCCAGUUGCUGGAGUUGGAAGUGGUGAGACCUGAUCAGAAAUUCAGUAAUCCACAACAGGCUGCCUAUGGUGCGGUUAAAUUACAUAAUUCAGAGCACCAUGGUUCUGAACAUGAACAGAAAGGUCAUGAUUUAACAUUGACAGCAGAAUCUGUUAGCACUGGUGCACGGUCAGAGCUACUUUUGGAGAGACCAGGUACUUUUUCAGGAAAUGUUGAAAUUUCACAUCAUUUUGAUGAUGCCCCAGAAGCAGAAAUUGGUAUUUUGAAUCCAGGCAGAGGAUCAUGUCCAUAUGAAGAAGAAGAUAAUAUCAGUUUUUGCUUGCAGCAAGAAAGAUCAGACAUUUCACAAUUGAAUACAUCUGUACAGGACGGUUGUGAACAGUCUGAAGCAAUGGUUGUUAAUUUAGAGGUUAGAAAUAUAGUUAACAUUCCAGGACAUGAGAGCAGUGAAUUCACUAACAGCAGUUCUGAUCAUGACUUGCAGACACCAGAAUGCGAUAGGCAGGCAGACUCUUCUUCUCCUCAGUUUUCCAAUGCCAACCAACAAAUAUGCUUUACUUCCCAACCAAAUUCAGCACAAGUGCCCUGUGAUAAUAACUUAGCCGACUCACAGAUUAUAGCAAACCAAGAAACUGAAAGCAAUGAACGAGUUUCUGAUGAUCCCAUACUGCAUACUACAGAAUCUGAACUAUGUGGUGAUAGAGAUUUAUCCACGUAUGAAUCAAAUCCUGCCAACUGUAAUGAUACAAAACCAUCCUGUGUGUGUGGGAAUAAUGUAGAUGCUUCUGAUAUAGUAUUAGUUUGUAAAGAUGAAGUGCAUGUUGGAGAUACGCUUUUAGAACAUUCUGGUUCAUGCUAUCCUGAAAGCUAUUUAACUGACUCUUCAGACAGUAGUUCAAGAAGUAAUCCAAAUCUGCAAGUUAGUGCAGAUCCUUCAAACUCUGUGAAGACUCCUGGUGCAGUUAUUCUGAAGGAUCAUCAGACCAAAGUUCAGCAGACAUCUGCAACAAGUGGGAUCACAACGAAUGCGAGUGAUAAUGCAUUAAAUUCAUCAAUAUCUAAGCAUGAAGCAGAUAGUUUAAGCACUGCAGCAUUAUCAGUGCCAUCAUCUGUUGAUCAUCAGAAUGCCAAAGAUCCUAGUAGUUUAGUCACAAAUCUCAACAGUCACCUGCAGCUCUCAAGUUCUGUUUCUCAGGACUCUCCCAGAAAGGCAUCACAGCAUUCUCCCUCACCCGCUCAAGUUGUGUCACAAACUGUUGCUGCAGAUAGCAGUAUAGAGAGACAACUGGCAUUAGCUUUACAGAGCGAUGAUGAAGAUGAACUGCUGCAUGAGCUGGAUGCAGAGCUGCUUGCUCACGUAUCACGAACCAAAUCUCCACAGAGGGUGAACUGCAAUCACUUGUCAACAAUAUCAGACACAGAUCUUGAACAGACUGCUAAUGGCCUGCAACUGUUGCUAGACUUCAAGCAGAUGCAGGAGCAUAACAGGCAGCUUCUUGAGCAGCUGAGAAUACGUGAUGAAGAAAUUCAGAGACUAGCACAUGAAAGAGACUCUGCUAAAGAAUCACUUAAUCAGGUUCAGACUCAAGUAGAUGAACAACAAAAGUUACAAAUGCAGAAAGCUGAUGAAGUUUAUUCACCACAGAUUAAGAAGCUAGAAAACACAAUAGCUCAGCAGCAAGAAGAAAUAAAGGCAUUAAAAGACAAACUUGUGUCUCAUGACAGUGCUGCUAAAAGAGCUGUAACUACAUUACAGAAUGAGCUGAAAUCUAGAGUUGACCAGAUAACAAAGAUGUAUGAGGAGUGUCUGAAAGAAAAAGACAUGAUGGUUGUCAAAUUUGCAGAAUCAGAAGCUAAAACAAUGGAAGCUAAACAAAUAACAGACAAAAUGGAGACUAAACUCAAAGAAGCCCUGAAGGAAAAAGAAAAUAUGUCUAAUGCAUUGAAAGCAGCAAAGUCAGACAAAGUGAAGGCAGUUUCAAAUUAUGAAAUGAAGUGUGCUGAAGUUAGCAACCUGCAGAGAGAGCUAGAAAAACUGAAGGAAGCUGUAAACUCUACGGAAUACAGAAUCAAAUGGUUCCAGAACAAGCUGAAAGAUGAACUGGAAAAUCAUAAAGAAACAAAGGCUAAUCUAGAAAAGACGACAAUUAAACUGAAAGAGACCAGAGAAGAAACUGAGAUCAUUCGUAAAGAGUGCCAGUCCAUUAUGAAACGAUACCAGGAAUCUGAAGAAAUAAAGUCCAAAAGUCUUGAUAAAGAGCUGAAACUGAAAGAAACAGAGCUGCGAACUCAGAUGCAAGUGAGAAAUGACACUGAAGAGGUUCACCAGAUGAUAAAGCGAGAACUGGAAUCUCUGAAAUCACAGCACAAAGAUGUAGUUGAGGAAAUGAAAACUUAUAAGGAUAAGGUUCAAUGUCUGGAGGAGGAGCGCAGACAGAACCAUCAGAUGAUUGAGAACUAUCAGGAGAUCAUGCAGAGACAGAAGGCUGAAAAUACUGACCUCAAGGCUAGGCUUGCAUCGUUGGCAAAUCUUGAGGAAGAUUACAAGCGUGCACAAGAGAUGAUUCAAACCCUGGACAAGGACAUUUCUGAGCUGAAGAUAGUGAACCGAGACCUCCAGAAGGACGUGGAAUCCUGCAGGGAGAGAGAGUCGAAGAUGCUGACCCUCCAGUCUGAGCUGAGCCGUACAAAUGCCAUCUUGAGAUCGGAGAACACCAGUCUUAGCAAUACGGCCUCAAUGCUGACUGGUGAAGUUGAACAACUAAAAAUGGAAAUUCAAGAACUAGAAACCACAGUGAAUCAUUUGGAGGACAAAUAUCAAGAGGAAAAGGCUAAAAGAAUAGAAGAAGCCAAACAUUUGGAGUCCAGUUUGGCAGAGAAAAUAAAGGAAUGUAAUGACUUCAAGCAGAAGUGGGAAGAUGAAAUUGAUAACAGCAAGACUCUGAAACGACGACAUGCAAACAAUGUCAAGGAUCUGACCCGUCAGCUGCAGCAGUUGAGGAAAAGAAUAGAUACUUUGGAAGGAAAGGGGGAUGUUGGCAGUAUGGGCUCCAGGACUAACUCAAAUGGCAGCUUGAAUUCUAUAGAAAACUCCACACAGCAGCUGGGCACACUUCAUCAGUCACAAGUUCAGGAGUUUCCAGUAAUAACAGAGCAAGUGGAAUUUGACAGGCAAAUUUUGAUUGAGAGAAUCGUUCGCCUGCAGAAGUCACAUGCCCGCAAGAGUGAGAAACUGGAGUUCCUGAGCGAGCAUAUACAACAGUUGUUGGAGGAGAUCAGAAAGAAAAACAAAAUCAUCCAGUCUUAUGCUCUGCGAGAGGAAUCAGGAACAUUAUCAUCAGAAGAUAUGGAUGCCAACAAG